UGUACAAGAAAUCGUUGCAUUUGUGAUACUACAAUGAAUGCAGUGUUUACAUCUGAAAAAGAAAAAAACUUUAUUCAAAAUCUUACUAAAUCUCGAAGUUUUAUGCCAAAAGCCUUUGUUGUUUCGGCAGGUGCUUAUGUUGCAUAUCGAGCAUUAACUUACAGUUAUUCAAAAUUCAUUGAGAGAAAUGUUACUAAUAAACAUGAGAAUUUCAAGCAAAAACAAGUUACUAAUAAAAAGUUGUUUCUGGAGAAAUUAAUAGAAUUGUUAAAAAUAAUACUCCCUGGUAUAAAAACUAAAGAGUUUGGCUUAUUAUCAAUCCAUUCUAUAGCUUUAAUAACAAGAGCAUUUUUGUCAAUAUAUGUAGCAAAGUUAGAUGGUAAAUUAGCAAGAUGCAUUGUCGAGAAAAACUUAUUCAAAUUUAUAUCUUUGCUUUUGCAAUGGAUUGGUGUUUCUAUUCCGGCAACCUUUAUUAAUUCUCUGCUGAAGUAUUUAGAGGGUAAACUUGCAUUGGCUUUCCGAACUCGUUUAGUAAAAUAUGGUUAUGAGCUCUACUUUCAAAAACAAACAUACUACAAAAUUGGGAAUCUUGAUUCUCGUUUAUCUGCUCCUGAUGAAUGUCUUACUGAGGAUAUCAGAAUGUUUUCUGAAUCUGUAUCUCACUUGUAUUCACACUUAACAAAGCCAGUGCUUGAUUUAUUAUUGGUAUGUUUUUCUUUAAACAGCAUGGCAAACAAACGCGGCCAGUCAUGGUUAAAACCUGUCAUGUUAGGUACAUUUGUGACAGUAUCUACAGCUCAUUUGUUAAAGAUAUGCUCCCCAAAGUUUGGCAAACUUGUUUCUGAAGAAUCUAUUUGUAGAGGUAAUUUAAGAACUGUUCAUUCACGAAUUAUUACAAAUGCUGAGGAAAUAGCUUUUUAUGGAGGACACAAGGUUGAGCAUAACUUGCUGUUAAAGAAUUAUAACAUGUUGGUCAAUCAGGUAAACAAAAUACUUGGUCAAAAGCUCUGGUAUGUGAUGCUUGAACAAUUUCUUAUGAAAUAUUUAUGGAGUGGUUUAGGAAUGAUAAUGAUUGCUCUCCCAAUUAUGAUGGGCAAAGAUGCUUCAUCAAACAUAUCAGAACAGAUAAGUGAAAGAAGCCAAACAUUUACAACAUCAAGAAAUCUCCUUCUGUCUGGUGCUGAUGCUAUUGAAAGAGUUAUAUCUUCUUUAAAAGAGGUUCAUGAGUUGACUGGAUUUACAAAUCGUGUUUAUGAGAUGUUUAAUGUCUUCAAGGAAAUUCAUAAUGAUAAGUUUGUUACAAGCAGUUCAUCCAAAGUUUGCACUUAUGCAGCUUUAGAUAAUUUGGAAUCAUCUUUUGAGGUGGUUUUUAAGUAUGGACAAGUUGUAUGUUUGAAUGAUAUGCCAAGAGUUCAGCCUGAAUAUACAAAAGGAGAUAUUAUUUUAAAAAAUGUUCCCAUAAUUACACCUAAUGGUGAUGUUAUUUGUUCAAGUUUGUCAAUCCAGAUCGUUCAAGGUAUGCAUUUUCUAAUAACUGGUCCUAAUGGUUGUGGUAAAAGUUCGUUAUUUCGCAUCUUGAGUGCUUUGUGGCCGGUUUUUGGUGGAAGUUUAUGCGUGCCUCCUGUGGAAGAAAUGUUUUACAUUCCACAACGUCCUUAUAUGACUCUGGGAACACUCCGUGAUCAGGUUAUAUAUCCAGACAGUGUAUCAGAUAUGAAGGCAAAAGGCUGGACCGAUGAUGAUUUGGAAAGCAUUCUUGACGAAGUAUUUUUAAAAUAUGUUGUUACAAGAGAAAAUGGUUGGGAUAGCAUCAGCGAUUGGAUUGAUGUUCUUUCUGGUGGAGAAAAACAAAGAAUGGGAAUGGCUAGAAUGUUUUACCAUAGACCAAAGUUUGCUUUACUGGAUGAAUGCACAAGUGCUGUAAGUAUAGAUGUUGAAGGGAAGAUUUAUCAAUCAGCUAAAGAUUUAGGAAUAACCCUUCUAACAAUAACUCACAGACCAUCUUUGUGGAAAUUUCAUACUCAUUUAUUGCAGUUUGACGGCCAAGGAGGUUGGCACAUUGAAGAAAUGGAUACAAAUGCUCGUUUGAGUUUACAAGAGGAGAAAGAAAAAUUAAUGACACAGUUAGCAGGUGUUCCAAAGUCUCAGCAGCGUUUAAAAGAAAUUUGUGAUAUAUUGGGGGAGAUUGAAUGAUAAAA
Messenger RNA from Hydra vulgaris (swiftwater hydra), 2198 nucleotides. Its product is annotated as ATP-binding cassette sub-family D member 2. The record is from RefSeq and is a predicted model, not a curated record. Gene Ontology annotation, cellular component: peroxisomal membrane. Gene Ontology annotation, biological process: peroxisome organization; long-chain fatty acid import into peroxisome; fatty acid beta-oxidation. Gene Ontology annotation, molecular function: ABC-type transporter activity; ATP hydrolysis activity; ATP binding. NCBI's taxonomy places the organism in Eukaryota, Metazoa, Cnidaria, Hydrozoa, Anthoathecata, Hydridae.